This is a messenger RNA of Pristis pectinata (smalltooth sawfish), 1495 nucleotides long. RefSeq names its product small integral membrane protein 20 (gene smim20). NCBI's taxonomy places the organism in Eukaryota, Metazoa, Chordata, Chondrichthyes, Rhinopristiformes, Pristidae. Gene Ontology annotation, biological process: mitochondrial respiratory chain complex IV assembly. The record is from RefSeq and is a predicted model, not a curated record. The coding region runs from base 53 to 256 and encodes 67 amino acids. Gene Ontology annotation, cellular component: mitochondrial inner membrane. The transcript is spliced from 3 exons.
GCAUGCGCAGUGACGAGACUGAACGUCGGUCCUGUCCCCGGUCCAGUCCGUCAUGUCCAAGAACUUGCGCGUAGUGCUGCUGUUCGGUGGCUUUGCGGCUGCAAUUGGAGCCGCGUUUUACCCCAUCUACUUCCGGCCGCUGAUUUACACUCAGGAAUACCAGCAGGAACAAAAGAUGAAUCGAACUGGUAUAAAGCAGGAGGAAAUUCAGCCUGGAGGAAUGAAAGUCUGGUCUGACCCCUUCAAUCGGAAGUAAUCAAACUGUUGAUAAGUUAUAAUGAAGAAAUGCAUCAGCGACUCUUUAGUGCCUUAAUAUUGUUCUUAUUGGUUACUGUAAUGUUAAUCUAUUUAUUAGGUAAUGGCAGGAUUUACAUCGAAAUGGAUUUUUACAUUUAAAAUUUCCCAAAAUGUAUUAGUGUCAUAUGAUUUAAUGACAACUACAUGCAACUUUUUGUUUUGCAACUGUUUAUUGUGGCACAGUCGAUGAUCUCUGAAUCAGAAGCUGGCAUGUUCCAGCCCAGAGGCUUGUGCUAAAAAAUGGAGGCUGACAUUCCAGUACAGUACUGAGGGAACAUUACACUGUCAAAAGUAGCAUUUUUCAAUUGAGACAUUAAGCUAAGGCCCAGCUUUCUCUCUCUAAUUGAUAGAGAUAUCUCACAAAAGGACUUUGAUAAUGAGCACAGGGUGGGGGGUGGUGAAAUCUUUGACUUCCUGGCUGUUAUUGAACCUUCAAUCAACAUCACGAAAAUAAAUUAUCCAGUCAUUAUCAUGGGUAUCAAAGGAAAUUUAUUGUGUACAUUUUAGCUACUGUGUUCCCUACAUCACAUUGCAGAUCACACAGUCACUUAUUGGCUAUAAUGCCUUUUGAAGUACCCAGAAGUGAUGAGGGCUACUAUAUUUUCCUGUUAUCUAGUCAGUUUGUAUUUGGAUUUGUAUAACUACUUUGUGAUUCUACCCAAGUUCACAGAUUUAUGAUAUUUGAUGUUUGUCCAGUAAUUACAGUUUACUGGAAGUAUAAGAUCAUUAAAAAAGAUUAUACACAAUAGUGGACUGCCAUUACCCCAAUGAACACAAAAGUUUAAUAUAAUGAGACCUUAAAUGAUUCAAGAUAUUUUAGGGAUAGUCACAAGAGAUGUAAAUUGUUAUGUAAAUGACUCAUGCCAAUAUCUUAGAAGUAACAACUCAGAGUUGUUAUGCAGAUUUGUUUUAAAAACUUGCUUACCUUAGUCUGAAAUAAGUUAUGUGACUAUUAUAAUUGAAUUUGAAUGUGUUACAGAAUAAUGUUUGUACAGUGGUAAAUUCACAAAGCUUCCAUGUAUUUUACUGGAGGAAAAUUCUCAAAUCGAUCAUAGGAUAAUAAACCUGCUAAAGUAGCAAGGAUGGCAGUAUCCUUUACGAAAAGUUGUUUUACUACUAUUCAGAUAGUGUAUUAUACUCUUGCCUGAUCAGUGUAUGCUGUGAAAACUUAUUAAAUAAAGAAUAGUUACUCAUCUGA